Molecule: messenger RNA, 2993 nt
Organism: Scleropages formosus (Asian bonytongue)
Lineage: Eukaryota; Metazoa; Chordata; Actinopteri; Osteoglossiformes; Osteoglossidae
Gene: galt
Product: galactose-1-phosphate uridylyltransferase
Exons: 11
Coding region: 376-1473 (365 amino acids)
Biological process (GO): beta-D-galactose catabolic process via UDP-galactose, Leloir pathway
Cellular component (GO): cytoplasm
Molecular function (GO): UDP-glucose:hexose-1-phosphate uridylyltransferase activity; zinc ion binding
Source: RefSeq, a predicted model, not a curated record
CGUAACUAAACUGAAGGCGUUCAUAGGUAGCAUGAAACUAUUAUGAGGCCCGUUUUUACACGUUUGCUCAUUACUGUUCCGCCGUUGACAAAACAACUCCUGCAGCACAGCUUGUGAGUUAUACGAAAGCGCGGUCUGCGUCUGUUCACCACUGUUGUUGACGUUUUUGACGAAGAAAGAAAGUUUGAUCAGCUGGCUGACCGCGUGAUCGUAGAAGCUUCCAGCCAAUCAAAACAUCCGCGAAUGACAACUAGCCAAUCGGAAGCACGAACGGACGGUUUCAGGAAACUGCUACAGUGAACCUCAGAGUUGUAACUCAUCCGGCGGCGAGAUCUCUGAACUGAAACCGUUGAUCCGCAAAAACUCUUCGCAGAAAUGGACAAUAAAGACCAAGAAAAUUUUGAUCCUGGCGAGCACCAGCACUUGCGCUACAACCCACUGAGAGGUUCCUGGGUUCUGGUCUCUGCCCAUCGGAUGAAGCGCCCAUGGAAGGGGCAGAUGGAAAAACCUCCCGAGGAGGACAUUCCUCGACAUGACCCCACAAAUCCUCUGUGCCCCGGCAGCCGAAGGGCCAACGGAGAGAUAAACCCAAACUACGAGAGCACCUUCCUGUUUGACAACGACUUCCCUGCUCUCCAGCCGGACGCCCCAGAUCCAGGUGCUGCGGAUCAUCCGCUUUUCCAGACCAGAGCUGCCAGAGGCGUUUGCAAAGUGAUGUGCUUCCACCCCUGGUCUGACAUCACCCUGCCCCUGAUGCAGGUCAGCGAGAUCAAGACAGUGAUUGACAAGUGGGCGGAGCUCAUUGAGGAACUGGGCCCCAAGUACCCCUGGGUGCAGAUAUUCGAGAACAAAGGUGCCAUGAUGGGGUGCUCAAACCCCCACCCUCACUGCCAGGUGUGGGCCAGCAGCUUCCUGCCCAAUGAGCCCCACCUGGCGGACCUCAACCAGAAGAUGCACUGGAGCAGCCGAGGGGAGGUCAUGCUGGUGGAGUAUGCGCGGCAGGAAGCAGAGCGAAAGGUGCGUGUGGUGCUGGAGAAUGACAGCUGGCUUGUGGUGGUGCCUUUCUGGGCUACUUGGCCCUUCCAGACGUUGCUCCUUCCCCGUCGCCACGUGCUGCGUCUCCCGGACCUCACCUCCCAGGAGAGAGAUGCUCUGGCAUCCGUAAUGAAACGGCUGUUGACGAAAUACGACAACCUGUUUGAGAUCUCCUUCCCCUACUCCAUGGGCUGGCAUGGUGCUCCCACUGGACCCCACCUAAAGGAGGACAUGAGCCACUGGCAGUUGCACGCCCACUACUACCCACCCUUGCUGCGCUCGGCCUCCGUGCGGAAGUUCAUGGUGGGCUAUGAGAUGCUGGCCCUGGAGCAGCGAGACCUCACUCCCGAACAGGCAGCAGAGCGCUUGAGGAACCUUCCUGAGGUACACUACAAGAACCGAUCCAAAGAAGAAGGUGCAGGAAGACAGGGCGAGUGAGGAUGACCUAUCACUUCUUCUCCCCACGGUGGUGUCAGACCUGGAAUGCAAUGUCCUCUGGUCCAUGUCUUAAGAUCCCCCCUGAGAUGUGGGGGGUCUAGCCCUGUGAAGAAAAACCUAAAGCCUGGAAUAACUGAUGAUUGAUAUGCAGGGGGAAUGAAAUGUGUUGGUGUGUGAGCUAGUGGUGUCGGUGUGUUCUGAAUCACUUCUUUUCUGCCGAAUGUGAAAAUGGAAUGUAGAUCUACUGUGAACCUCAUGAAGGAGUGGACACUAAAUACAUAGGGUUGGACAUCUGUGAGAGAAAGGUGUACGACGACUGGUUCAGCAGAGGGGUGACUACUGCCUUGGCUUUAACUGUGGUAUCGACACCACUGUCUAGAUAUGUUAUUUUUUUGCCUGGGUAAAUGGGGGGGGGGGGGGGGGGAGAGGGGAUCAAUAAUGUUUGCCAGUGUUUUUUAGGAUACUGUCACAUGAAGAGGGGAAACAUUUUGCUCACUAACAUGACGAGCCAUCUUUCUGGAACGCUCCAAAUCCAACUUGGAUUCUCGAACAAUGGGAAAUAUCGAGCGGUUUCACCCAGUGGACAAAGCCCUCAAAACCAGUUUUUUUUUUUUAAAUAAAUUUUUUCUUUCGCCCCUCUACAACGAGCUUUGUGAAUGUUUCCUGGUGCAGUCCGUUGAGCUGGGGCACUGGUGGAUUCACACAGUGAGAAUAUUCAACACUGUCCGCUGCCUCCCGCUUCUCACGGGCCCACAAAGUACCGCACCUGAACCAAGAAAUAAAUCACGGUCCAUUCAAUCGCAUGCUUAGUGCCACUUCUAUUUCAGGAUGACUGAUUCAAUAGUCUUCAAACAUUCUUUUACCCCGGGCAUUCACUGAUUUUAUUAUUGUCUCCGGUUAGUUCUUAGCACUUUAUUUGUGUUAAGGAUGUGUUGUGAAAUAUUGAAAUAUUUGGCUCACAUACACAUAUCUCUGCUUAAUCUGAGGCCAUAGUUGAUGUGUUUUUAAUGAUGAUAUAAAAAGAUUUUUCCAGUUUUUUCAUUGAGAGAUCAUCUUAAUUAUGUACAGAGCAGUAUUUUUUCUCAAUCCUCAAAGAAUGUAUCUUUUGUUUUUAAUUUGCUUUAUGCUCUUAGCUUUGUUCCAGGUGCUUUUUGGUAUAUACCUGUAGGUUGAACACAUUGAACCAGUUAUUCUGAAUUUACGGACUCAUUAUAGAUUAUGCAAUAUUAGUUCUCAUUCGUUGCUAAUUAAUAAGCAAUUAUGCAGCAAUUUCAUUUAUAAAGUAAACUUAUUACAAACAGAUGUUCCUAGUGUAUUUAUGUUUCCCAUCAUGGAAAUGCCAGUUAAUUUUUAAUAAAAGUAUUUUGUGAAAAUGUGCAGAGACAAGGUGUUAAAUGAGUUUUUGAAGUAAAUUUUUUUUUUUUUUUGGCAAGACUGGCUGUUGCUGCACAGUUUGGCUGUGUCCACCUGUUAAUGUUUCUCUUUUUCUUUUUAGUAAAAGGGUACUAUUAUUUUAUACA